GUCGUUUUUGAAACAUAAAAUAUUUGAUGAUUUUUUUUUACCAUCAUAAAGAAUGUGUUUAAAUAAGUGUGUUUUGUUAGAUACUCUUUUUUUCUCAAAUCAAUAUUUAAUAAAAUAUUGGGCUUCUUAAGUAUAUCUCGGUAAAUAUUCAUUGGCGAACAUAUGUGAACAAAACACAUUCUUUACGAUGGUAAAAGUGAAAAAUAACAAAUUUUCAUCAAAAAAGUUCUAUCCCAAACCUGACCCCUACCCCAUACCCCAACUGUUAAUUUAGUUUACCAGCAUUAACUUAAUUUAUAAAUAUAAAUGUAAUAUUUACUUUGACUUUGAAAAAAAAAAAUGUUUUGCGACUCCAUGGAUUCUAGAACCACGGUAUAAUACCAAUAUAAUACCAAAGUCCUGAGCCUAAUAAUUACUAAGUAAAAUGUUUUGAAAAAGUUGGCAUUAGGUAUGUCUGAAAGUAAAUCUAAUUCAAAAAACUUUAUAUGGCGUUUUAAGCUCCGAAUACGUGAUAUGAUACCGGACUAAAUAUCCUUCUUAUUCGGGCACGUCAUAUAACUUUUGCUAUAUUUUUGAUAAAAACUUCUCAAACCGGAUAUAAAAGCCACUUGUUAGUCAUCAGAUGAUCUGCAUUCACGCGUCAAUAUUUGUAAUAAAAUAAUACAUUUUAAAUAUUACAAUAAUAUGUGUGACACAGUUACUUCUUUAUUUCUGCUUAAUGUGUUCAGUUUUACAUCGGCUUACACAGAAGAAAGGUUGGUGUUCAAAGUUGACUGUGCUGGUAUAGACGUCGAUGGUCAUCCAAAUCUUCGCCUGUUGCCGGACAACUGCGGCGUUGGAGGGGAAGACAUUGGACAAAGGCUUGCAGGAGCGUUCCCGGUCCCAGGACUCUACGAGUAUCCCUGGAUGGUACUCAUUUCCUAUAAGACGAGAAAUCCUGAGCAGGGUCGCAGCUUCAACUGUGGUGGAAGCCUGAUCAACGAGCGUUACGUGAUAACCACGGCCAACUGUCUCUCCGCAAGCGUUCGCAGGAGACUGCUCGGCGUGAGAGUGGGCGAUUAUGACGUGGAUAUGACUACGGAUUGUGUGGGAGAUCCUCCCAGGUGUGAAUCUCAUGUACAGGACAUACGCAUAGAAGAGGUCCAUACCCAUCCAGACCAUCAAGCUUUUAAGAACGACAUCGGGCUCAUUAGACUGAAAACUCCUGUAAAUUUGUUUUUAAAGAAUGCUGGCACAGUUUGCCUACCAGUGACUCGCUAUUUGCGAACCCGGGACAUCGACAACUUGGAUGCCACCGUCACUCAUUGGAGGUAUUCGGAGGAUGGCUACGCGAUUUCUAAAAUGCUAUAUGCGGAUGUUACAAUAAAUAAUGCUCAGCACUGCAAGGAGCAGUACUAUAAGAACGCGACCAAAAUAAAUUACACAGAAGAUAACAUGCUCAACAAGAUCUGCGCCUCCUAUCCAGACGGCUCGGACACCUGCCCCGUCGCAGGCAGCCCCUUGAUGGUACAGAGUCUGUUCGGGGACCGCGACCGCUUCGUCCAGUACGGGGUCCAGUCGCACGGACCAAUAGGCUGUGGAAUAUUAUCACGUCCUGAAAUCUAUACUGAUGUCACUAAAUACAUGACGUGGAUUCUGGAUACAAUAAGACCUUGAGUCAAACUCACUGGGCGAACUCAUAACUACACGAUGUAAUACGAGGAACCCGAAAAAUUGUAACCACACACUUUCGAGACCAACAGAAGGAAAAAAUGUUAUGUAUACGAGUUGAAGUAAAUUUUGCUAAAAAACAUUUUUUUUUAAAUUUUUGAAUGUACUGAUAGUACA
This is a messenger RNA of Cydia pomonella (codling moth), 1827 nucleotides long. Its product is annotated as CLIP domain-containing serine protease B4-like. Gene Ontology annotation, biological process: proteolysis. The record is from RefSeq and is a predicted model, not a curated record. Lineage: Eukaryota; Metazoa; Arthropoda; Insecta; Lepidoptera; Tortricidae. Gene Ontology annotation, molecular function: serine-type endopeptidase activity. The coding region runs from base 685 to 1656 and encodes 323 amino acids. The transcript has 7 exons.